CGAGACCCCAGGAUUACAAGGCCAGUGUUCUAACCGCUAGACCACCGUACCAUACAUUUAACUCUUACUGUGUUUUAUUGUCGUGGAUUUGAAUUUCUUAAAUGAGGUGUUAGGAGCACGCGAUUUGUAAAUUUAUAAAUUAAAGUUGUUUAAGAUACUCAUAAUUUUUUUUAAGCUCAACGGCUAAGAAACAUAUCAACAAAUAUAAUAUGCUAUACACUGGGUUUAUUAAGACGUUUUUAAUGUUCAUGGAAACAAAUUCAAAGCACUCUGUUUUAAACCAUGUUGUCAUCUCAACAGUCAGUAUCCGAUAAACAAAUGAAUCUGCAGAAAAAGUUAAUGCAUGUCCGUGCAUUUUAGAGAUAACAGUGAUAAAAAUUUCUUAAACUGGACCAAAAUUCACUCUAGUUUCUUAUGAGAAUAACUGUUAACGAAUAAAUCAAACGUAAAGAUAUACUUACGUUUUAACGUCUGUUAUGUAGUGCAACGCUUGUGUGAGAAAUACUGAUAAUAACGCUUACAUGUUAUAUUUGUAAUAUUGUACAUUACUUGCGUCAGCAUUCAGAAUGCAAAGACCCGCUACGGAAUAAAUCUUUCCAGUCGUACAAUAAAUAAAAAACUACCACCGAUUUUAGAAAAUGAACGUCUGAAUUCUUUGGCACGCCAGAUGGCGGAGAGUAUGGGGUAAGAAAAACGACAGAAUGGAGAGGAGUGAAUUUGCGACAGUUGAAGGGCGACCCUAGUUAUCGUUAGACUCGCUCGCAGAACGCUGCUCAUCUGUCUUCAGUGCUAAAGCAUCAGUCAGCCAAUAUGGGACAGCAGAAAGUAGCUCAUAUUUCUAUUCCAUUAUUGCUUUUACUCGUAAUGAUUCACAGCUCAGAUAGUGUCAGCUUACAGACAGAUUUGUCUCAGUCAGUGGAAAUGUUUGGUGAAAGUGAAGGAGGUUCAGGAGAAAUGACAAGCAGCGAUGAAGUAACAAACAAUCAAACAGAAACAAAUGAAACUGAAGACUCGCUUUCAAGUUCAAACGAAUCGAGUGAUCAACAAAAACAAUUUUUUAGCAAUAAAACUCUUUCAUCAACUGAGCAGUUAAGAACUUUACAAAGUGUUAGUGAAUUACAGCUAUUUUCAGAAGACAACAUUGAAGCCAGUCCAAAAGCAAAUUCAUCACCAAUAAACGGUACUGACGACGAAAGUGAAUUUAUUCAGCAGCACAGCGAUCAAAAUUCUAGCUCUAUGUUGGAAUUUGAUCAUCCUCUGGACAUAAAUCACACUGUAGAUGACAGUGCUAGUUUCAGUAACAUUUAUCCAUCAACGCCAAGUCACGUAGCUCCACAACGAUACACAACUGAUGUGUCUGUUAAUGCUGAUAAUGUUAGUGUAACAAAAGAGGUUAAAGACAACAUAUAUUCGCGCAGUGACAAUGAUAAUAUUAGGGAACACAGUUCAGAACAACCUCUUGAUGAACAUAGUUUUAAUCAGCUUCUUAACGAUGGAUUUCAAAAUAAUUCUGAUGUAAACGAGAUUCAAGAUGUUAAUUUGGAGAAUUACAACAAAAGCGAAAUCCAAAGUAAAGCAAUGAAUGAGCCUAUCGAAGUUCCCGAAGACCAAUCAGAUUCACCUGCUUCCCAAUAUCACAAUAAUUCAUUUGAUAGUGAAGAACCUUUUGACAAAGUGUUCAAUAUCUCAGUUAACGAUACAGUUGACAGUGAACAAAAUCAAUAUUUCAAUUAUCAGGCAGACAGUGAAGAACGUGCAGAAAAAUCUCUUGUGUCUAAUAUACAAGUCUCCGGUUCAGAUACCGAACAUAUCACACCAGAUAAUAAUACGAACAGUAACGAUAUUUUCGAAUUGCAUAAUGCUUUUGAGGUGUAUCAUUAUCCACGUAAACCCGAGACAAAUGUUAUUGAUGGGGUUAACCAGAACAAAACUUUAGCUCAACACAUUGAAGAACUUGUUUUAAAUCGACUUCCUUCCUUGGAUAAACAUAAAGUUAAUACUAUUGACAGUCAGCAUCGCAGUGGUGACGAAACAGGAUCAGAAAAUCAUGAAGAGAGUGAUAUUACUUUCGGUGUGGAAAUAUCGCCUCAUGAAAUUCGUGAAACUGACGAUGAAGAAACGCACAGUGGGUCUACGUUGGCCUUUGUGUUUGAUUCAACAGGUUCUAUGUGGGAUGAUUUGGUGCAAGUGAAAAUGGGUGCUGAGAGGAUUAUGGCCGCUAUGCUGGAACGCCCGGACAAACCUAUCUACAACUACGUCCUAGUCCCCUUUCAUGACCCAAAAAUUGGGCCCGUCACUGUUACAACAGACCACAACGAGUUUCGAGAGAGCCUGCAGAAUAUAACAGUCCAUGGAGGUGGGGACUGUCCUGAGAUGGCAGUAGGGGCAGUGAAAGAGGCUCUGACCGUCAGCUUGCCCAAUUCUUUUAUUUAUGUUUUUACUGAUGCCAGAGCUAAGGACUACAACCUGUUGACUGACGUGCUAGCUCUUGUUCAAAGGAAACACAGUCAAGUUGUGUUUGUCAUGACCGGAGACUGUGGAGAUAACAAGCAUGUUGGAUACCAAGUUUUUGAGAAAAUUGCAUCUACCAGCUCUGGCCAAGUAUACCACAUAAACAAAACUGAUGUGGAUGAGGUGUUGAAAUUUGUGCGAAUGUCCUUGCAGUCUCGUAAAGUCAACUUGCUGUCUGUCAACAAACCUGGACCUUCAACAGACGAACACGACUUGUUUAUUGAUGAAUCCCUACAAGAGUUUACUGUGUCAGUAUCAGGUUUAAACCCUCAAAUUGGUGUAAUGAAUCCUGAAGGCAAGCCUGUACAAGGUCCCCCAAAGUUAAAUACUGUGCUGUCACUUCAGAAUAUUAAAGCAGUGAAUGUUAUUGAACCUGAACCGGGACAGUGGAAAGUCAAAGUUAUCAGUGAUUCAGAACAUUCAGUAAGGUCAACUGGUCUUAGUGAUGUUGAUUUUAACUUUGGGUUUUCUACUAUUGUCACUAAUAAGAUGGAAGAAACUUACCACAGACCACUUAAAGGUGAGAAAAAUUCAGUGUUAGUUGAAGCCACUCAGUCAGGCAUGGUGUACAACCUGACAGCUUUGAAGUUAAUAGACUUAAAAGGGAUCGAAUUUCAAGAAAUUCCACUGCAUUCAGUUUCUGACAAGCCUGGCCUAUACCAAGGAUCCAUGUUUGUUCCACCUAAUGACUUCUUUCACCUUGGUGUUGAUGGAUAUGACAGAGAUGGCUUCCCUCUGAAGAGAAUAUCACCUACAGCAAUUACUGGACAAAGUCCAGAACCACCAGUGGUGCAUAUGAGACAUGAGAUAACAGGUUGGCUCAAUAAACCUGUGAGGAUAGGAUGCCACAUCGAGUCACUCGUUCCUUUUUCUGCCUUGUGGUUUAAGGAUGGAGUUCCACUUACAAGCACUGAGAAAUAUGGACAAACUACAGAGCUAUCUUGGGUACUGCAGAAUUCCACAGUUAGAGAUGAAGGAAACUAUAGCUGUUAUGCAAAUAAUGUAGCUGGCAGGUCAUUCAGCAGCACAUGGCUAACAAUUACAGGUAAAUAAAACUAUACAGGAAACACAGGAU
Molecule: messenger RNA, 3586 nt
Organism: Zootermopsis nevadensis
Lineage: Eukaryota; Metazoa; Arthropoda; Insecta; Blattodea; Termopsidae
Source: RefSeq, a predicted model, not a curated record